UGUGAGUUCUAUUUGUACAAGCAUAUUUAAUAAUAUAAACUGACAAGUAUAUACUGGCGAGUCUGACAAAAUGUAUAUAAACAGUCAUUAUUAAUGUAUGCGCUUGAAAUAGUGACUGAUUAAUAAACGUGUAAUUGGUGUACUGGCGUUUUCCUUCCUUGCGUUCUUUCACAACAAUCGUUUGAUCAAUAGUACAUAUAUUCCGAAAGUUUUGUUGAGAGUUACAACUCCAAUUUCUGUGAGUUGAAUAGAGAAUUAAAUUUCAAGCUGUAUGCAACAAAAUGCAGCUGCAUAAUUUUAAUAAAAUGUGUAAUAUUUUUGGAAAACCAGAGGAUGAUGGUAAGCCAAUUAGGAAGAAACCAAAGAGUAAGAGUAAAAGUACACAAACGGAUUAUAGGGAAAAUGAGUCACAGACUGAUCCUUGGCAACCCUCAUUACGCAUACCACCAGACGCGAAUCCAGAAAUUUCCACUCUCAGUGACUUGCGUUGCAAUGAUGGUCUUUCUUUCUUUGGAAGAUAUGAGAUCGAGAAAAUUAAACGAAUGAGGAGAAAAAGAGCUUGGCAGGCAUUACUACCACCUGUAAAUUGUACGGAUAAUAAAACUCAGGAGUUUAUUAUCACAAUGAUUGAUCAAGAGGAAUUGGCUUUUCGAGACAAAGUGCUCCAGAGGUUGGCGGAUAGGAGACUAGUUGCAACAAAAGACCUUUUGGACUCCGUGAAUUAUGCAAGACAACUAGGUCUUGAAGAGCGGUUCGAUAACGUUGGAAAAUACCUCAGUCGGAUCCGUGAGAAGAAAAUUGAACAUAUAAAGAGAGAAUUCCAUCGAAACCUCCGAAAACUUACUAAAAAAUAUGACGGUAAAACCUCAACUCUCUCUUCAGAGCCCAAAAAUAAAUGUUUUUCAGCAUCGAAAGUAGACUCAUAUCUGAAAUUUAAACUGGAAGAUGAUGCAACAAAAUCUGGAGAGGAUUCCGAGGAGAUAUCUACGAAUGAAUCCCCUGAGGCAGAUGGUCGAAAGUUGAAUCUCCUCUCUUCGUAUUUAGCCAGAAAUCCCCUCAAAUUACGAACUAAACGACCUCGCAAACCAGACGAGCUUUGCAUCAGAGAAGGGAGAUGCACGGACGAUCAAUUAAAGAAACUUCAUGAAGAUCUUAAGAACAUUCGUCUCAAUGUAACACUCAAAUCCAAUCAAAUAAAAAAUUACCCAAGGUGAAAAAAUUGAGAUCUCGUCACGUAAAAAAAUAAUGACCCAACAUAAAGAUACAAUGUAGGGUGCA
Messenger RNA from Fopius arisanus, 1278 nucleotides. RefSeq names its product protein MAATS1-like. The record is from RefSeq and is a predicted model, not a curated record. Lineage: Eukaryota; Metazoa; Arthropoda; Insecta; Hymenoptera; Braconidae. The coding region runs from base 282 to 1214 and encodes 310 amino acids. The transcript has 4 exons.